AGGCCAGCUCGCGCGCGAAACACACAUCGUCGUAAUAUACCUGCGCAUUAGUAACUCGUAACUUCGCGACUCGUAGCUGCAACGUCGAGAGUAUAACUUUCCAAUUAUUCCUUCGUGUACGUAUACGUGUAGCUAUACGUAUUAGUUGUAAUACUUCGGUAAUGCUGCGCGCGAUUACGUAUGUUAUCCUUCAAUUAAAGCCACGCAUACGAGUGUGCAGUUGCAAGAGCGCGUGGAGUUUUUUUUACCAAUUUUUUUAUCAAGUGCGAAUGUUGUUGAAAAAUAAUGAUCCCGUGAAAGUAGGACGGUUUAUAGCGCUUUACAAAUUUGAGUAAGAAUUCAAUAAUAUCGUGCACCCCCCAAAUUACGGCUAUGCAAGUUUACGCGCAUUGCUUCGCGCAUAAUCGACCAUUUGAACUCGUAAGAAAAAAACAACCAAGUUGACAUUCAUCGCGCAGAGUCAGUAGUGAGCCAAUAUGACGGGGUGUGCUUAUCGAUACGUAAUUUCAACGCAAAUUGACGGUUUAAACGCGCAAACUGUUCAUUUCGGUAUGGCUUUGAUGCAUGGAAUUUGAAAUGGAAUUUGAAUGCGGCAAUGAAGCAAACAUUGAAAAUUUGCAAUUUCAAUCAUAUUCCAAGUAGUGUAGAUUCUCAUUGCAAUGCGUUUAAUCAAUCAAGAAUAUUAGGGAUAACGUGACGUAAUUUAACUAAUAAUGAUAUUAGUGAAACUUUAAUUUAAAAAAUCACGCCGUUUUAAUCUUUUAUUGGAUAUGAAAAUGCACAUCGAGAAAAAAUUUCACAGUUGCUGACCGCAUGCAUUUUUCCCUUUUCCGAUGUUUAAAUAAGAUUUCUUUUUGAAAAAUUUAAAUCCCCUUUGAAUGCACUAUAAGUGUGUUACUGUAGAGACUUGAGUACAUCUAUGAAAAAAUAAAAAUUGAGCUUUUGUUAAACGUGGCCAGGCUAUAGCAGAAUACGAGCUGGUUAGAAGGAAAUUCAAAUAUACCAUGCAUAAGUUGUUGAGUCGAGAGUGUGUAUUGGAUCACGCAAUUAACUUGAAUAUUUGAAGAGCACUUGAAAUUUGACAUUAUGUAUGUACUUAAUGUAUAAUAAUAAUAAUGUUCUCUCUCACUCACUCACUCACAAAUAGCUUUCGGUGCCGUUGUUGAUUUUCAAUAAAUAUUUAGCGACUAGAAUAAUUAUAAAUAAUUACGCACGAUUCACUUGCUGGCUUUGAGAACUGAAAAUCAUUACAACUGCAGUUUAUGUGUUUAUUAUUAUUAUUAUUAUUUCCGCGUAACUCGGUGUUGCAAUUGCGCUAUGGAUUAUCGAUACGAUUGUGUUCGGCUAAUAUGUUCUUUUUUUUUCGAAGCGAUACUCUUGUUGUUUUGCGAUGUAACUACCUGCAAUUAUUACGUAGCUAUACAUUUCGCGCGUUCCCAUUUCACCGACUUUUCAACAAAAAAAAAAAAAGAAAAAAAGGUCGAAGGGGGCGAGAGAAGAACGAAGAGACAAAUGUCAAAACAACGAUUGCCAUCGUGCGAGCAUCAGUUGGCUCAUUGUAAUCGUCUCGCGUCGCGAGAAUGGCGACGAGAACAAUUCCGACUUACUCGGUGGUAACCAUACCUAAGGCCCCGUUCGUCAUGCAAUCCAGCGUCGACGGUCGCUUCAGCGGCUUAUUGAUCGACCUAUUGAACGAGCUGGCAAGACGUCUGCGCUUCAGGUACAAAAUAACGGUGCUGGGCGAGAACGAGUACGGCAUCAUGAACGACGAGGGCGAGUGGGACGGCAUGAUCGGUAUGUUGAAGAACGGCAAGGCCGACAUAGGUCUGGCGGCUCUGAGCAUCAUGUCCGAGCGAAGGAGGGUCGUCGAUUUCACCGAGGCCAUCUUCCCGUCCGUGGGAAUUUCCGUGCUGAUGCGUCAGCCGGUCGUGCCCACGACUUUGUUCAGAUUCUUGACCAUCCUCGAGGUGGACGUGUGGCUCUGCAUCAUCGGGGCCUACUUUCUGACGAGCCUGCUGAUCUGGAUAUUCGACGCGUGGUCGCCUUACAGCUAUCAGAACGUCGUGAAAAAUCCGAAGAAGGCCGGGGUCGACGAGAAGGACAUCGACGACGAGUGCAAGCGCAUCUUCAGCCUGCGCGAGUCGCUCUGGUUCUGUCUGACGUCGCUGACGCCCCACGGCGGCGGCGAGGCGCCGAGAAACCUGUCGGGCCAGCUCGUCGCCGCGACCUGGUGGCUCUUCGGUUUCAUCGUCGUGGCCUCGUACACGGCCAAUCUCGCCGCCUUCCUCACUAUCAGCAAAUUCGAGAAGGUCAUCGAGAGCUUCGACGACCUCGUCGAGCAGUACAAGUUCUCGUACAGCGUCGUGGAGAACAGCACGACCUAUCGCUACUUUCUCAGAAUGCGCGACAUAGAGAUGCGCUUCUACGAGAUCUGGAAGGAUACGACGCUCAACGACAGCCUGUCGCAUUACGAGCGCGCCCAGCUCGCCGUCUGGGAGUACCCGCUGAGCGACAAGUUCAUCAGGAUAUUCGCGGCCCUCAAGCAGCACGGCCUGCUCAAGAGCUUCGACGAGGCCAUCGAGCGCCUCGAGGCGCCCCAAUCCAAGUUCGCCUUCAUCACCGAGGCCACGGACGUCAAGUAUCGCGCCCUCACCGACUGCCAGUACAAGGAGAUCGGGCCGGAAUUCGCCAAGAAGCCGUACGCCAUAGCGCUGCAGAAGAAUUCCAAUCUCACGCAAGCUUUCAACAAUGCUAUUUACGAGCUGUUCGACAACAGAUGGAUGCAAAACGUUCGCACCAAAUGGUGGGAGGAAAAUCCCGAAAGGAAAUUUUGCGACACGGACGAGCUCAAAGGAGGAAUAACGAUCAAGAGUAUCGGCGGGCUUUUUAUUUUCAUUUUCAUCGGGAUUGGCUUGAGUUUGGUGACAUUGAUAUUUGAAUAUUUUUACUUUACCCAAUUCAAGAGAAAAUUCAAAAACGUGCUUGAUUUCUCGACCGUCGCGUGGGAACGGGUAAAAGCGAUGGCUACGAAAGUGUGGCGAAAGUUGAUAUCAUGAUGAUCCAUUGGUAACAUGUAUAAGUAGGGUGAAUUCAAUAUAAAAUAUAACAAAACUUAUAGUCUGCAAUAAGUUUAUUUCAUCAUUCUUAGAUUUUAUAUACAUUUCGAAUAGUGUGUGUAUUCCACAUUUCACAUUUUACAGCUCUCUUUUAUUCGUUCGUGACACUUUUGGUUCGUUUUUUUAUUAUUUGUGUUUACAUGAAUGCAUGUGUUCGUUUAAUCUUAUAUUUCUUUGUUUUUUUUUUUUAGUAAAAAAUUUAGAUUUCGAAAAUACAAUUGGUUUCGAGCAUUUAUUUUAUUUAUUUAAACUCAUACAUUUUUUGACAUCUCUCGAGUUUUUCACUAAUUAAGUAAUAGUUAAAAAGUCGUCCCAAUUUUCGUCAACUUAUAUAUCAACUGUAUAGAUUUUUUUAGUGACCUGUUAAUCCCUAAUGACCACAUCGACAUUUCGAUCAGUUCAGUUAGCAAUUGAAUAUGAAGUUUUCAAUAAAUAACCUGAUAAUUUUUCCUAAUGGUCACUUUGAUUUUUCGAUAAAUUUUUUCAUCAUUUGAUUCGAAUGUUUUUUAAUUUAUAUUCUCAAUUGAUAUGAUGUAUAUACAUUAUUAAAAAUAACAUUCAAGUGCGAUUUAAAUUAUUGUUCUUUGUUACGAACAUUAGUUCUCGUAAAUAAACGUCCAAUCGAUAAAACAACAGAAACUGACAUUUAAAAUAUAAUUUUAAUAUGAUGAGCAAAGUUAUAACAAAACAACUGGAUAAAAAUUUUCCAUAGUAAUCAAUAUAGCUUACAUACUCUUCUCUCAGACUGUAAAUUAAAAAGAAUCAAAAUUUUUAAGAAUAUCUUUUCGAAGUUUGCAAUCCACCUUGCAAUUUUAUACGUUUUCGCCUCUUUAUAUAUAAUAUAUAGCAUCUUUUUCUCUUUUUCGUUGAUGCGAAUCUCUGCUCAUUAUUUUCUUUUUUACUUCAUUUAUAAAUUUUGUUAUAUGACUCUUGUCAUAAUUUUAUAAUAUAUUUAUUUUGUUAUAUUUCAUACAAUAUUCUCACCCCGAAAUGCAUUUCUUGUAUUACAGUAUUGUUUUUUUUUUUUGCAUUUCGUUCUUACAUCAUUCAAAAAAUUUUUCAUUCUAUUCUGAAUCAAGAUUUAUU
Messenger RNA from Trichogramma pretiosum, 4202 nucleotides. RefSeq names its product ionotropic receptor 25a-like. Lineage: Eukaryota; Metazoa; Arthropoda; Insecta; Hymenoptera; Trichogrammatidae. Gene Ontology annotation, molecular function: transmitter-gated monoatomic ion channel activity involved in regulation of postsynaptic membrane potential; glutamate-gated receptor activity. The coding region runs from base 1581 to 3056 and encodes 491 amino acids. The record is from RefSeq and is a predicted model, not a curated record. Gene Ontology annotation, cellular component: postsynaptic membrane; plasma membrane. The transcript has 4 exons. Gene Ontology annotation, biological process: modulation of chemical synaptic transmission; synaptic transmission, glutamatergic.